Molecule: messenger RNA, 1698 nt
Organism: Pseudocercospora fijiensis CIRAD86
Lineage: Eukaryota; Fungi; Ascomycota; Dothideomycetes; Mycosphaerellales; Mycosphaerellaceae
Gene: BUR1
Product: serine/threonine protein kinase, CMGC family, CDC2/CDK subfamily
Exons: 4
Coding region: 1-1698 (565 amino acids)
Biological process (GO): protein phosphorylation
Cellular component (GO): nucleus
Molecular function (GO): cyclin-dependent protein serine/threonine kinase activity; ATP binding
Source: RefSeq, a predicted model, not a curated record
AUGUCGUCAGGCAACUCGCCUUCACUCAACACGGCGGCGCCACCUGGUCUCACAGAUCCGACCCAGCGACGCUUUCGAGGCAGCGCCAAGAUAUCAGAAUAUGAAGUAAUGAAAGAGAAGCUGGGAGAGGGUACUUUCGGAGUUGUCAGCAAAGCAAAGUCCCGCCGGACGGGAAAUAUUGUUGCCUUGAAGAAGAUUUUAAUGCAUAACGAGAAAGAUGGCUUUCCUAUUACCGCUUUGAGAGAAGUGAAACUGCUCAAGAUGUUGAGCCAUCCCAAUAUUCUGCGUUUGGAGGAGAUGGCGGUUGAGCGGCAGCCAGCAAAGGCCGGCAAGAAACGCGCGACACUUUACAUGGUCAUGCCGUAUAUGGAUCACGACUUGAGUGGGAUGCUGACGAAUCCGGACAUCCAAUUCAACACUGCGCAGAUUAAAUGCUAUAUGCUGCAGCUGUUGGAGGGUCUGCGCUAUCUGCACGAUUCACAUAUCCUUCAUCGAGACAUGAAGGCAGCGAACAUCCUCAUCUCCAAUCGAGGAAUUCUCCAAAUCGCUGAUUUCGGCUUGGCACGACAUUACGAGGGACAGACGCCACAACCUGGUCGCGGCAACGGCGAUGCUGUGCGAGACUACACCAGCUUAGUCGUCACACGCUGGUAUCGACCUCCCGAAUUACUUCUCACGCUCAAGCGGUACACUCCGGCUAUUGACAUGUGGGGAAUUGGUUGCAUAUUUGGAGAGAUGUUCGAAAAGAAACCCAUCUUGGAAGGACGAUCGGACCUUGACCAGUGUGUCAAGAUCUUCAAGCUCAUCGGUUCGCCUAAUGAGCAAACGAUGCCUGGCUGGUCCGAGCUACCAGGUUGUGAAGGGCACAAGGACUGGGAAGCUCAGACUGGAGAGAUCGACAAGCGCUUCGGUAGAUGGCCGGGAGUCGGAAAGGAAGGGCUCAGUCUGCUCAAGUCGCUGCUUUGUCUCGACUGGCGGAAGCGGAUUAAUGCAAUCGACGCGCUGCAGCACGAGUACUUCAAAGUAGCUCCUCUGCCAGCAAGACCGGACGACCUACCGAGAUACGAAGACAGCCAUGAGCUAGAUUCUAGACGUCGCGGCAACCAAGAGAAGCAGAGAGCCUUACCUCCGGCUCCGGCAGGCGGCACCAUCGGCAUGGGUCCUGAGGAGGACUGGCGGUCGUAUCAAAAUGGCUACGGCGAUCGUGGAGGUCGCGGCUAUGGUGGACGUGAUCAAGGUCCUCCAGGUGCGUAUCGCGGCCCGCCUCGAGGCUAUGAUGACCGAAGAGGGCCCCCGCCAGCACCAUCCGGUAGACAGCCAACCUACCGCGAACGCGAUCACGACCGCCCACCUCGACCUAUGCCGUCGAAUGGGCACUCUCUUCCACCUCGCCCCGACGGCCUGCCACCUCGACCACCGCCCGCGGCUGCAGAUCGAAUACCCGAGCGUGGCCCAGAUCGAGGCCCUGACCGAGGUCCACCACCGCCCAGAGGUGGAGCUCGAAACGAUGUAGAUACAUAUAUCCCGUCAUACCAGAGUGGAGGUCCGCCACCAUACGACAGACCGCCACGCGACGAUCGACCGCCACGAGACAUACAUCGAGGAUACUCAGACCAGCGACGGACUAGAAGUCGAAGUCCAGACCGGGAUCGAAGAGAAAGAUUGCAGAAUAGAGAACGAGAGCUUUAUCGUAGGUAG